UGGUUUGCAUUCGAUGGGCGUUUUCAUAUGCAAAGUACGGGCCUUGGGUUCGCGCGAUUCUGUCUACAACAUCAGUGGGAGGUUCGUUCAUAUGGUUGGUCUACAUCUCAGAAUGCAUGGAUAAAAAAACUCAGGCAGCUCUGACGAUAUGGCGUUUGCUCGAGGUCGAAGAUACAGACCAGGUGGUGUUCUAAUGGUUCCUACUCUUUCUUUAUUUCCUGAAAUAUACCCAGGCGUUUUUCAACCUAAGUUUCCUUUGUCACUCCCAGUCUAUCCUCAUGCUGUUGUCUCUACUCCGGUGCGUAGUUAUUUUGUCCAUGUUGGGAUUCCAAAGGAGUCGCAUUCGUUUAUGAUGCCUGUCAUAAUAUCCUCAAACAUAUUAUCACCUCUAAGUGGCUUUCGAGGAUUCACGAUCCAUCUCAUCUCGUAAUCAUUGGAACCGACGCUGCGGCAUCGAACCCCAGAACUCCAAGCCACGGCGCAAUCAUAGUGGUGUUGGUGUGAUAUACGCACAUACUCGCCUCCUUCGUCUAGCAUAUACAAGGCGC
This is a messenger RNA of Aspergillus fijiensis CBS 313.89, 548 nucleotides long. RefSeq lists its product as uncharacterized. The transcript has a single exon. The record is from RefSeq and is a predicted model, not a curated record. NCBI's taxonomy places the organism in Eukaryota, Fungi, Ascomycota, Eurotiomycetes, Eurotiales, Aspergillaceae. Bases 149 to 430 code for a protein of 93 amino acids.